Molecule: messenger RNA, 1239 nt
Organism: Pelagomonas calceolata
Lineage: Eukaryota; Pelagophyceae; Pelagomonadales; Pelagomonadaceae
Source: the annotation of a GenBank genome assembly
CCGUCGGGCUGCCCAACUCGCCGAAUGUACCUCACAAAAUGCGCCGUCUGCGCCACCGAGCUUGGGCUAACCUUGGGCAAGAAAUGCGGCCGCUGCAGCACGCGCUACUGUGGGCAGGCCUGCCAGGAGCAGCACUGGAAGGACGGCGGGCACGACAAGCUCUGCAAGAAAAUAAAGAAAGCAGGCGGUGCCGAGCAGUACAACGCAAAUGAGAAAUACGCGGAGGCUGUAGCGGUCGCGGCGGAGGCGUGCGCGGACGACACCAAGGGCCAGACAUGCUAUAUUUGUAUGGAGGCCGUGCACUCACGCACAAGAGAAGGUCUCGUGCGUGGAUGCGCGUGUGGAGAUCGUGAUGGCGUCGCUUCCGGGAGGACGGGAAUCGCGCAUGUGUCGUGCUUAGCGGAACAGGCAAAGAUUUUGGUUGCAGAGGCCGAGGAGAACAAUUUGGAAUACAAGGUGAAGAGUAGGAGGUGGGAACGGUGGCACACCUGCAGCUUGUGUGAGCAAGAGUACCACGGCGUCGUGAAGUGCGCGCUCGGGUGGGCCUGCUGGAAAACGUACUUGGGUCGGCCUGAGAUGAACGAGACUCGGGGCAUGGCGAUGAACCUACUUGGGCGCGGUUUAUUUGCUGCAGAACAUCAUGCGGACGCGUUAUCCGUGAGUGAGGCCGAGUUGUCUUGGCUGCGGCGUCGUGGCGCAUCAGUGAACGACAUACUCAUCGUCCAGAGCAACAUUGCGAAUACCUAUGCAUAUCUAGGACGGCAUGAACAUGCCCUACAGUUGAAGCGAGAUGUAUACUCUGGCAGGUUGCGUCUCAAUGGCGAAAAACAUGAAGACACUCUUUUAGAAGCCAACAAUUACUCGACUGCCCUUACUCGUCUAGAUCGCUUCGAAGAAGCCAGGUCACUGCUGCGUAAAAUAAUACCCAUAGCGCGACGCGUCCUCGGCGAGAGCUCUGACCUCACAAUCAGGAUGAGGGCGAACUACGCGAUAGCGCUCUACAGAAACGAUAGCGCCACGCUCGACGAUCUCCGCGAGGCCGUGACGACGAUCGAGGAUACGGAACGGAUCGCACGACGCGUGUUCGGCGGCGCGCACCCGAUCGUGUCAAAUAUUGAGGCUUGCCUGCGAGACGGGCGACUCGCGCUCCGGCGGCUCCGCCUCCGCGAAACGGUCCGGGGCGACGUGAGCGCCCUCCGAGAUCUGAUGGCCGCGAUGCCGCCCCCAGGUAGUGCGUAA